Molecule: messenger RNA, 1058 nt
Organism: Pollicipes pollicipes
Lineage: Eukaryota; Metazoa; Arthropoda; Thecostraca; Pollicipedomorpha; Pollicipedidae
Product: MAP kinase-interacting serine/threonine-protein kinase 1-like
Exons: 1
Coding region: 1-555 (184 amino acids)
Biological process (GO): protein phosphorylation
Molecular function (GO): protein kinase activity; ATP binding
Source: RefSeq, a predicted model, not a curated record
AUGUACAUCCUGCUGUCGGGCUACCCGCCGUUCUACGGCAACUGCGGCAUGAACUGCGGCUGGGAGCGGGGCGAGGCGUGCGUGCGCUGCCGGGACCUCCUCUUCUUCAGCAUCCACGAAGGCGUGUUCGAGUUCCCGGAGCGCGAGUGGGCGCACAUCUCCGACGGUGCCAAGGACCUGAUCCGCCACCUGCUGGUGAAGGAGCCGCUGAAGCGCCUCUCGGCCGACAUGGUGCUGGCGCACCCGUGGGUGCGCCACGGCGGCGCGCCGUCCAGCAUGCUCACCACGCCGCAGGUAAUCCGCAGCAACCGCAGCGUCAAGGACCUCUCGCUCUACGCGCAGUCGGCGAUGGCGCUCAACCGCGCCAUGCUGCACCACCUCUCCAUGGACGUCGGCCGCCAUGAGGAGACCAGCAGCAGCGAGGCCGAAGCCGAGUCGGACGAGGGGAUCGUCAUGUUCGGCCUGUCGCCGCCGCUCGAGUCCAGCCUCAUGCAGCGGCGUCUCCACUCCACGCAGAGCAUGCGGCUGACGGCCAUCGCCUCGCCCAGUGGCUAGGCGGCGGCGCAGCGGCGCGCGCGGGCGCAGCGUUUUACCUGUCGAACGGCCUGUGUCGCCGCCGGACAGUUGUGUGAUGCCAUCUGCAGGACAUUGGUUACGGCGAGCGAGCCAGCGGGAGUUAUAUAUGUCUGUACAUAUAUGCGUGCGGCGGCGGAGAGUGCGGCCGUCGGGUUGUCGCGGUACAAGCUCCCUGUUGUGUCCAGCCACUUCGAACUGUACAAACGUGCCUUGUUGGUGGGUCUCUGUAGACACGUCUCGACGGUGUUCCGGAAGCUCUUCUCGGGCGUACUCUGACUGCUGCAGCACUCUGUACGGCGGGCCGGCCGGCUCGCCGAACCCGCCUCGAUGUAUAGCCCUUGUCAGAGGUCCGGACGCCGGAUCACCUGUGUACAGCGGUCCGCCGGCGUCGAGCGGGCGCACGGGCGCCCGGGCUCCCGCAUGACCCGUUUUGUGCGGUGGCGGAGCCGCCACCUCUUCCAUAGCCGGCCGGCGGCGGGCAC